Molecule: messenger RNA, 3121 nt
Organism: Papaver somniferum (opium poppy)
Lineage: Eukaryota; Viridiplantae; Streptophyta; Magnoliopsida; Ranunculales; Papaveraceae
Product: phosphate transporter PHO1 homolog 3-like
Exons: 12
Coding region: 457-2850 (797 amino acids)
Biological process (GO): cellular response to phosphate starvation; phosphate ion transport
Cellular component (GO): plasma membrane; cytoplasm; Golgi apparatus
Molecular function (GO): inositol hexakisphosphate binding
Source: RefSeq, a predicted model, not a curated record
AGGUUGUUAGGAAGGAAAGCAGCCAACACCGGUGACAGAGUCCCAACUCAAAAUUAUUUUUUCAAGUUUACUUUUUUCUGCGAAUAAUAUGAUGAUAUAUUUCAUGUACUCGUUGCGUAUCUUAUUGUUUUCUGCAUGCAACAAUUUAAGUCUGUUACUGUUCUAUAGACAUAUCAAUCAGGUAUGGGGGCGAAAUUAGUUAGAUUGGGCUUAAUAGUACACUAGUAGUUGCGGAGGUAAGUGUAUUAAUUAUUUAACCCCGCCUAGAAAUCAACAGAAAAGUCUUCCAAAUCCAGCCUCUGGAUUAGUUGGGUUGUCGCUAUGGGAUGCAACUCUAGGAUCUGAACAAGUGAGCUAGCUGAUGAUCUGAUUUUAUCCACGCACGGGAGAUUCUAUAUAUCUGAGCAAAAUAUAGAACAACUCUUGCGGUGUUAACUGAGCUAAAAGUUGUUAAAGAUGAAGUUCGGGAUGGAGUUCAAGUCUCAAAUGGUACCGGAAUGGCAAGAAGCCUACAUGAAUUAUGAUUAUCUGAAAACCCUUUUAAAAGAUACUCAAGAUUUUAAUCAUAAAAAUAAACCACAUCAUCCUUCAUCACCCCUGAAAAGAACUAUGUCUCUGUACAAAUCUUUUAGUGGUCUUACUAGUCUUAGCAGAAGGUACAGUAAUUUAAGAAGUCCUAAAGUAUCAGGAGAAGCAGAUCAUGGGGAUAUUGAAGAUCAAGUCAUACUAGUUACUGCUGUUGAUAAUAAUCAACAAAAUCAUGAUCAUCAUUACGAAACCAAGUUUUUGAAGUCAUCUAACGUUGGAGCUGAAUACGAACUUGUGUAUUUCAGAAGAUUAGAUGAUGAAUUCAACAAAGUGAACAAGUUUUACAAAAGCAAAGUUGAGGAAGUUAUGAAAGAAGCUGAUUUGUUGAACAAACAAAUGGACGCUCUGAUUGCUUUCAGGAUUAAAGUUGAGAAUCCAGAUGGAACUAAUCAUCAUUCCGUCAAUUGGUCAGUCGAGAUGAAUGAACUAACUUCUGGUGUUGCUGCUUCUGCUGCUGCUGUUUCACUUACGUCACCUAGAGUUGCUUCUCCGGCCACUGUCACUAUUUCAGCACUUCCUUCUCCGACCGCAAUGCCGCAUAUGGAUGCUAUUAGUACGGAUGAUUCUGUUCGUGGUGGCAGACGAUUCACUGAUUCAACUAGUACGGAUGCAGUUAGUAGACCAGCUUCAUUAGACGUCCUUAAUCAUGUGACCUUCAACAAUACACUUGAUACACCACGAUCAACCAUAAAGGGAAUGCUUAAAAACAACGAAAUUACUUAUGGAAGAAAGAACCUACAUAAAGUUGAACAGCAACUUCAACAAGCUUUCGUUGAGUUGUAUUCAGAGCUUCGACUUUUGAAGAGUUUCAGUUUUUUGAAUGUCUUGGCAUUUUCAAAGAUCAUGAAGAAGUACGACAAGAUCUCUUCAAGAAACGCAUCGAAAUCUUACUUACACAUGGUGGAUAACUCCUACAUUGGCAGUUUUGAUGGGGUUACUAGGCUUAUGGAGAGAGUGGAAGCUACCUUUAUCAAGCACUUCACAAAUGCAAAUCGUAGCAAAGGCAUAAGAAUUUUGAGACCAGCUGCAAAGAGAGAAAGGCAUAGAACUACAUUUUCCCUGGGUUUCUUUGCCGGAUGCGCUUUAGCUCUCUUGGCAGCUCUUAUACUGAUUGUGCGUGCUCGUAACAUAUUAGGGACGGAAGGGACUACGCAGUACAUGGAAACUUUGUUUCCCCUUUACAGUUUAUUUGGUUUUAUUAUCCUUCAUAUGCUCAUGUACGGGAUGAAUAUCUAUGUCUGGAGACGUUAUCGGGUUAAUUAUCCAUUCAUAUUUGGGUUCAAGCAAGGAACUGAAUUGGGCUAUAGGGAAGUCUUCCUCAUAAGCUCAGCUCUUGCAACACUUGCACUGGCAAGCGUACUCGCAAACUUAGAUAUGCAAAUGGACAAGAACACCAAAGAUUUCAAGACCCUGACGGAAUUAGUCCCGCUUCUGUUAGUCCUUUUUGUAUUUGCAGUAACGGUUUGCCCCUUCAAUAUCGUAUACCGUUCAAGUCGAUAUUUCUUACUCGUUUGUUUGUUCCAUUGUAUUUGUGCUCCCUUUUACAAGGUUGUCCUACCAGAUUUUUUCUUGGCAGAUCAGUUAACUAGCCAGGUCCAAGCCAUAAGGAGUAUUGAAUACUAUAUUUGCUAUUAUGGCGGGGGCGGUUUCAAAUCCAGAGAUAGCUCUUGCCAGAAGAGCGAUGCAUUUAAAGUUUUCAACUUCAUCGUGGGGUCAAUACCAUAUUUAUUCCGUUUAUUUCAGUGCCUGCGCCGUUUAUUUGAGGAGAAAGACGCAAUGCAAGGAUAUAAUGCAAUAAAGUACUUCUCAACAAUCGUUGCUGUGGCCAUCAGAGCAGCUCAUAAAUUGAAUAACACGACAGCAUGGUUCACACUGGCAGUACUGAGUUCAGUAAUUUCAGCUGUUAUUAGCACUUACUGGGAUAUUGUUCUAGAUUGGGGACUUUUCCAGAAGAACUCCAAGAAUCGGUUUUUGCGAGAUAAACUUCUUAUCCCGCAACAAAAUGUUUACUUUGGAGCCAUCGCACUCAAUAUCUUGCUUCGAUUCGCCUGGUUGCAAACUGUAUUCAAUUUUAAACUUUCUUUUCUACAUAUGGAAGCUAUGGUCACCAUCUUUGCUUGUUUAGAGAUCAUUAGGCGCGGGAUAUGGAAUUUCUUUAGGCUAGAGAAUGAGCAUUUGAACAAUGUGGGCAAGUAUAGGGCAUUCAAAUCAGUACCACUGCCUUUUCACUACGAUGAGAAUGAUGACGAUAAAGAUGAGUAAGAUUCACCAUCAAGCUAUGGCCGGAAAUAUCAUUCACGAGGAUUUGAACUAGCCAUAUGAUAAUGCUUGCAUGGAAACAUUAGAAAGCCGUUGAUUUUUCCAAUAUAUCAGAUACCCAAGCCAUUCAUUGUAGUUUUGAUUGUAAAUUAGUACUUUUCUGUAACAUUAGAAAGAGUUCGGAAUCACGCUGGGAAGAGCGAAAGCUGCAAACUCGCUCUUGCUAUAAUACUAAAUAAUAUUUAAAUGGGAAAAAUACGGUUUGGUCCAAAAA